AUGAGGAAAAUAAGGGGAUUGAUACCCAUCAACUUCUGGCAGGAAGUGAAACGUAUUUCCAGACUGGCUGGGCCAGUGUUUUUAUCACAGCUGAUGAUAGCUCUCACAAUUAUUGUCAACUCCACAUUCUGUGGACAUUUAGGAAAAAUUGAAUUGGACGCAGUUAGUCUUGCCUCAGCGGUAAUAAUUAUAUUGGGUGCCUCCAUAGGUAUUGGGUUGUCUACAGCAUGUGACACACUCAUAUCUCAGACAUACGGCAGCAAGAACUGGAAGCGAAUAGGAGUGAUUCUCCAAAGAGGGAUUCUCAUUCUCAUGAUAGCCUGCUUUCCCUGCUGGGCUAUCUUCAUAAACACCGAGCACAUUUUAGUGGCUUUAAAACAGUCUCCUACAGUUGCCAGGUUGGCACAACGCUAUGUGCAGAUAUUUAUUCCUGGCCUCCCCGCAACAUUUCUUUAUCUGUUGGAGAUCAGAUACCUUCAAAAUCAGGGGAUCAUCAUGCCUCAGCUUUUCACUGGUCUCAUAGCCAACAUCCUCAACGCUGUCACCAAUUAUCUCUUCCUCUUUGUGCUGAAGCUGGGAAUGCCAGGCUCGGCUGCUGCUAAUGUUCUCUCUCAGUACUGUCAGGCUAUUCUCCUGUUUGUGUACAUUCGAUGGAAAAAGUUGCAUGUUAAGACCUGGGCAGGAUGGUCUACUGACUGCCUGCAAGAGUGGGGCCAUUUUACACGGUUGGCAAUUCCUAGCAUGUUUAUGAUAUGUAUUGAAUGGUCAGUGUUUCAGACUGGAACUUUACUUGUAGGGACAAUCGAUAAAGUUCAACUUGGAUCUCAGGCCAUCAUAGAUUAUAUUAUAUACAUAACAUACAGGGUUCCUCUGGGAUACAGUGUGGCUGCAUCUGUUCUUGUGGGUAAUGCACUGGGUGCCAGUAGUCCAGAGCAGGCUCUAAACUCUGCUAAAGCUGCCCUGUGUUGCAUUGGGUGCAUCUCCUUAGUAACUGCAGUGAUACUUGGAUCAAUAAAAGAUGUGGUGGGUUAUAUCUUUACCAAUGACAAAGAAAUUGUUCAUUUAGUUUCAGAAGUAGUUCCAUUGUGUGCUGCUUUUCAUUGGUUUCAAUCCAUAGCAACUGUAAGUGGUGGAGUGUUAAGGGGAGCCGGGAACCAAAAACUGGGAGCUAUUGGAAAUCUAGUUGCAUACUACCUAAUUGGGCUUCCAAUUGGAAUCUCACUGUUUGUUGCAAAGCUUGGUGUAUUUGGUCUCUGGUCUGGAAUGCUCAUUUGUGGGUUUGUGCAAUUAGUUUUCUUUCUGAACGCGAUUUACAGAAUCAACUGGAACAAAGCAUCCGAUGAGGCUCUGGUUAAUGCAGGUGUGAUGAGAGAUGUGGACACCUCAAACAGGACCUCUGGUGGUCAAACCCAAUAUAGGUCAACAGAAAUGAACACAGGAAACAGUGCAGUGAAUCCGAUUCCCAAUGUCUGUCAAUUGGAACAAAAGAUAAACAAGGACCAGGUGACAGAUGAGUCUUCCAUUGUGGACACUGGAGUGACCACGAUUGGAGAAAUCUUGUCCACAAAACAACUGAUCAUUCGUCGUGGCCUAGCCUUCCUUUCAGGACCACUUGUACUGGCAAUUGGACUGGUGAUACACUUCAUUCUUGCAAAGGACAGGUAG
Carcharodon carcharias (great white shark) is the source of this 1665-nucleotide messenger RNA. RefSeq names its product multidrug and toxin extrusion protein 1-like. The coding region runs from base 1 to 1665 and encodes 554 amino acids. Lineage: Eukaryota; Metazoa; Chordata; Chondrichthyes; Lamniformes; Lamnidae. The transcript is spliced from 17 exons. Gene Ontology annotation, biological process: xenobiotic detoxification by transmembrane export across the plasma membrane. The record is from RefSeq and is a predicted model, not a curated record. Gene Ontology annotation, cellular component: membrane. Gene Ontology annotation, molecular function: xenobiotic transmembrane transporter activity; antiporter activity.